Messenger RNA from Coniophora puteana RWD-64-598 SS2, 982 nucleotides. RefSeq names its product DUF1014-domain-containing protein. Gene Ontology annotation, biological process: transcription by RNA polymerase II. Gene Ontology annotation, cellular component: nucleus. The coding region runs from base 41 to 793 and encodes 250 amino acids. The transcript has 7 exons. The record is from RefSeq and is a predicted model, not a curated record. Gene Ontology annotation, molecular function: transcription coactivator activity. NCBI's taxonomy places the organism in Eukaryota, Fungi, Basidiomycota, Agaricomycetes, Boletales, Coniophoraceae.
AUCAUCCACACACGCCUCCUCCUCAGCAGGUUUAAACACCAUGGCACCCAAAGGAGGAAACGCAAAGAAGGAAAGUGGGCGUUCAAAGAAAGCCGAGAACGAGGCAAAGAAGGCGGACGCAGCUACCGCCGACCGGGAGCGCAAAGAAGCCGAGAAAUGGACGGACGGCUCCAAGUCGAACAAGUCUAAAGAAGAAAAGGAGGAGAAGCGCAAGGCCGAACUAGCGCGCAAGGCUGAGCUCGCGCGGCUCCUCGCGGAGGAGGAAAGCGCGGCGCCCGCCAAGGUGAAGGCUGCGCCCAAGGCCGGCGCGAAGAAGGGCAAGGGCAAAGACCUACCGCCCGCGGGCCCUGGGGCGAUCGCUGCGAGCGCGAGCAAGCAGGCAGAGGCGGACAAGGAGAAGGAGAAGGAGAAGGAGAAGGAGGAGUUUAAGCCGGUAGAGGCAGAGAGUUUCUCUGCGACGGGAAUUGAUAAUGCGCUCGAUCUCCUGGAUAUAGUUACUGCGAGGAUGGACAAGGCGAGCGUCGGUACGCAGGCAGCUGGAAUCGAGCGGCAUCCUGAGCGACGAUUCAAGGCUGCAUUUGAGGCAUACAAGGAACGCGAGCUGCCCAUAGCCAGAAAAGACCACCCCGGACUGCGGCUACAGCAAUACCAGGAUCUUUUGUUCAAGCAGUUCCAGAAAUCACCCGAGAACCCAUUCAACCAGGUCACGGUCGAUUUCAACGCGUCCAAGGACGACAAGGUGCAGGCGCUCAAGGCGAAGCAGGAGGCUGUGGAGAAGCGGUUGCGUUCUUGAGUGUCGCUGUUCGCGUGUCUGAGUGGUGACCAUUGGGAGAUGUUUGAUGCUUGAUCUCAAAAAAUAACGACGUUUUACGAAUACAAACGUGUGCUGUGUAUCUUCGUAGACAACUGUAACCCAUUGUAUACUUUUCCAUUCUCAUGAUCACUACUUGGCUCUUGGCUGACGAGUCAAGUCUUCCAUCGG